AUGGCCCAACUUUCCAGCGUCUUUGGAAUUCAUUUUCAUCCAUUGAUCAAAUCUCAGUCGAAGUCUUCGCCAUUACCUGACGCAUUCUUCCAAGAGAAUCUUGAUCUUUCUACACAGGCUGGUCAGUUGUUGCUGGUGAUGAGGGCAAAGGAUAAAAAUGGCAUUGCUACCAUUCAUAUGGAUGCACUGUUCAACGAAGACCGUAAUCGAGAGAAAGAGAAAAUGCAAAACGGCGGGCUGGAUGCACAAUCUCUCGUUCGAAGUCUCCCUUAA
Molecule: messenger RNA, 273 nt
Organism: Penicillium canescens
Lineage: Eukaryota; Fungi; Ascomycota; Eurotiomycetes; Eurotiales; Aspergillaceae
Product: ATPase AAA-type core
Exons: 1
Coding region: 1-273 (90 amino acids)
Source: RefSeq, a predicted model, not a curated record